AUGGACCAAGUAUCGCAAGCGGCUCCGCCGUUUUAUCCGUUGACGGAUAGUAACCAUGCUGCACUUGUUGUCAUCACUGCUGUAAUAUUCUUUAUUUAUGCGAUUCUUGGUAUUUUCGGUAAGCUGAUCAUUCGGUUGAAUAUCACUUCAAUGAAAGAUUUCGACGUCGGUUUGUUGAUUGCUGCGUUGUUGUAUUUUAUACAAACGGCUUGUGUUGUUGCUGCUUGCAGUCAUGGGCUCGGUGAGCAUCGUUACACUCUUUCUGGUGAGGACUUUGGUCGUUUCAGCAAGUUGAUGUAUGCUUCGCGAAUAUUCGGAAUUCUUGUUCAUGCGACGACGAAAGUUUCUCUUGGACUUCUUAUUCGACAGAUCGAUCGACAAGGUGGACUCAAUACUGCGAAUAUGAUCCUUGGUGGAGUUGUUAUUGCAUGGGCUGUCUCUGGAGUAUUUGCGACCGCAUUCCAAUGUCCUAUGCCAGAGCCAUGGCUCGCUGAGAACAAAGCACAAUGUCCGAGCCAAGGACCGAUCUUUCUCUAUAACGGCAUCAUGAUCAUCCUCACUGAUAUUGCUCUUUGCAUUCUCCCGGUCGCAAUGAUGUGGGAAGUCCAAACCUCGAUACGAAGAAAGCUCAUCGUCAUGGCGCUUUUCGGCACGCGACUCAUCGUCCCGAUCAUAACGAUACCCGAGCUCGGACACGCCCGAUACAUGUUUGGCGAUUCAGAAGAUGUCACAUGGGAAGCUGUCUCAACAAUGAUCUGGGGUCAAAUCGCACUCGGCCUCUCAAUAAUCACAGUCUGCAUCCCCAGUCUCAAAGGCGUCAUCGACAGCCUUCUCGGCUCUACCGCCGUCGCCGCCAUAAACACUCCCUACGAACUCAAAGACAGCGGUAACGGAACCGGUCUCGAAAUGACAGCUCUCUCCGACUCACGAACAAAACAAACCUCCAAACAAGGAAGUGGUUUAGGCAGUGCUCUACGAAGACAUUCAAGACCAAGACAUAACGAUCAACCAAUAUGGCGAAGGGACGUCACGGCGGAGGUACGAACGGAAAUAGCGAGUGGGAGCGAUAGCGUGAGGAAUUUGACGGAGGGUGUUAUGGUGAAUAGGGAUUUUGAAGUAUCUUACGAUGAUAGACAUACUUCGAGGGCGGAUUCUAUGGGAUCUAGUGAAGGUGCAUAUCGGAUGUAG
Messenger RNA from Fusarium redolens, 1188 nucleotides. RefSeq lists its product as uncharacterized. The transcript is spliced from 2 exons. Lineage: Eukaryota; Fungi; Ascomycota; Sordariomycetes; Hypocreales; Nectriaceae. The record is from RefSeq and is a predicted model, not a curated record. Bases 1 to 1188 code for a protein of 395 amino acids.